AUGGGCCUCACCUUUGCAGACCUCCAGAAUCUCUCCAGAGAGGCGACCGUAUUGUAUCCUCCCAGACAUUUACCGGUAUUCACAGAACCCUCCGAUGAGGAGCAGAGGGUUGCUGAACUCCAAUUAGGCAUCAGUAACCGCUUGAGGAAUUCGCCGUACUACAUUGUCGAACGCGUUCAGUCUACUGAUCUUCCUCGGUAUUCUGACAAAUAUCGACCCUCGCUGAACAGCCAACCUCAAUUGAAGCGGAAAGACCUCCAUGCACCUUUCUUCCCGGAAGCUCUGCUAGAAGAAUACUUCAACCCGCGAGGCGCAAAAGCGAGACGAGCAGCCAACGCAGGCAAAACCAAAAUCAAUCUCGAUGACUUUAUCGAUGAAGGAGAUGACCAGGAAAAAUCCUCGGACGAACGGUCAGACGCAGGCUCCCAACCAGAAGAAGACUACGACGUCGACGAGGAAUACGACAACGAUUACGCCGAAAACUACUUUGAUAACGGAGAGGGAGACGACAUGGAUGAUCUCGGUGGAGGUGGUGGAGACGAUGGUGGAGGUGGAAUGGACUAUGACUAG
Coprinopsis cinerea okayama7#130 is the source of this 570-nucleotide messenger RNA. RefSeq lists its product as hypothetical. The coding region runs from base 1 to 570 and encodes 189 amino acids. Gene Ontology annotation, biological process: transcription by RNA polymerase III. Lineage: Eukaryota; Fungi; Basidiomycota; Agaricomycetes; Agaricales; Psathyrellaceae. Gene Ontology annotation, cellular component: RNA polymerase III complex. The transcript has 4 exons. The record is from RefSeq and is a predicted model, not a curated record.